Messenger RNA from Myxocyprinus asiaticus (Chinese sucker), 3163 nucleotides. It is a transcript of the gene mtfr1l, whose product is annotated as mitochondrial fission regulator 1-like. Gene Ontology annotation, cellular component: mitochondrion. Bases 260 to 1183 code for a protein of 307 amino acids. NCBI's taxonomy places the organism in Eukaryota, Metazoa, Chordata, Actinopteri, Cypriniformes, Catostomidae. The transcript has 8 exons. The record is from RefSeq and is a predicted model, not a curated record. Gene Ontology annotation, biological process: mitochondrial fission; aerobic respiration.
GCGUAGCUGGGGGCGCGCUCAGCUAACGGCUAACAUAGCUACCUAGCUUUAUACAAAGAGGGAAGCCUGGACAAUUCACAACACACAGGAAACAGAGUAAUCUACACCGGUGCAAAAAGGAAACUGAUCUGAUCUGAUCUGAUCUAAUCACACACGGCAAAGGAACCUAGAUCCCAGACAAACAUGUUCAGUGUGUUGUAGUCAUUCAAAUCACUACAACAGCAUCCAAGGCACAGCGCUUUCUACACUCUAAGCAAAAAUGGAAACAGAGGCAGGGGUAAUUCCUAUUUGGCAAAAUAAACCACAUGGAUCAACUCGUAGUGUGGUGAGGCGAAUCGGCUCUACGCUGCCUCUUAAACCUUGCACUAGGGCAUGUUUCCAGGAGCUCCCAGGCCUCCCCCCAAUGCGCUCAAUGGAUGGGCCACUGGUGCCCACACUGGCAGAUAUCGCCUGGAUUGCAGAUGAUGAGGAGGAGACAUACGCCAGAGUUAGGAGUGACACACGCCCCCUGAGGCAUGAGUGGAGGCCAACACCCCUGCUGGUUAUGCAUAGGAACUCAUCUGUGCCCAACUUCAGACGAGAGGGCAGGCGGGUCGAGGCUCUGAGAAAACCAGGCGUAACAGCUAUGAACCGAACCACAGCUUUACAGGAUGAGCUGAGUCGACUCCGAGCCCAGAUUGCCAAGAUAGUCGCUGCAGAUUCAGAUUCGAAUCCCAUCACGCCUGACCUGCUGUCCCCUGACGACACUAGCGUGGGCUUCUCCAUGGCUCCCUUUGAGACAGCGGCUUACCAGCCUGCCCCCACAGCCUCUUUUGUCAUCAGUGAUGUCACAGAGGAGGAAGAGGAGGAGGAGGAAGUAGAAGAGGAGGAAGAUGAGGAGGUAUCAGAGCUGGUGCCUGAUCCCAUGCCACCAGUCUCCAUGACGGCAUCUGCAACUUUUGACCUUGAUCGUCCUACUAUGGACUUCCGGGAGCCAGAGGAAGACACUCUGUCUCUAUCAAAGUCAACAAGCUUUGCUGAUGUCAUGGACAUCCUGAAAGACAUGAACCGCAUGAAGAUGAGCAAGGACAGAUAUAACCGUGGGUGCACCUCACUGAGAGAGGAAGACUCUGCCUCACUUAUAUCUGAAGCAUUGAGGAAAAAAUUUGUUCUGAAAGAUGAUGACAUCAGCAUGAGGAAAUAAUCUAGCAACCUCUUCAUGCCUGUGCCUGUGGACUGUUGCCAUGGAAACCCCUUACUGCCUCCAAAUAAACCAUGAAGAUCUCUUAGAGCUCCCACAAUGCCGCUUUGUGACAUGGCUGGAAGGAAGAGAAGCAGCUCUCCUUGGCUCUUUUCAACAGACAUACACACACUCCAGCUGGCACUGAACGGCCAAUUGGGCCAUGUGUAUGCUUUUGUACUGUCUGAGUGUGAGUGUGUUUGCAUAUAUAAGGGUCCAUAAGGAUAGUCCUUUAAGGGGUCGUUCACACUGAACGUAUUUUUGUGGUUGUCUGUGAUUGUUUUUUUAAAUUAUCUAUGUAAACUUGCUAGAUAAACAUCUUUUACUGUUAUGCCAUGUCUUAGCAUCUCUGGCAGGAACGUCACAUUUUUAAGACAGUGUCAAGUAAAAAAAAACAUUGACUUGUAGAAACAUGCCUCGAGACACCUGCUGUUCUGUUACAUUCAUUGCGCUUCAUCUAGCAAGAACACGUUCAGUCUGAAGGCCCCUCACUCAGCACAUCAGUGAUCUUUGUUGCUCCAUCAUAGAUUUUGUGAAAUCCAAACACUACUUUUGUUAGUUGGAACAGGACAGUAACAUCUACAAUGACGGUUUAGGAAGAUCCCAUCCUUUUCAAUGUUGCUCCUUUGAACAAGUGUGCCGUAGAAAUUUCACAACAAUAUUAUUCAAACCAUGAAACCACAGAAGAUUCAUGGAGGAGCCCAGGUUGUUGUUUUGUAGAUCUGUAGUUUGGAGCUGUAGAAGUGUCUCUCUUGCCUUACACUUUCCCUCAUACAACCCUGUAAUACUUGAAGCUGUUUUUGAUGAGUGAGCUGAUGUUACAAAACUUGUAUGCGGUUACAUUUGCCUCCGUUUAGAGACUAAACAAGUAAAAGACAUUCUUCUAUUUAAAGGGUUUUUGUGUGUGUGCAUGUGCACUGAGGACUUUAGAUUGCAUUCUAUUGUAAUUAGUGUUCUGUAAUGUUACUCUUCCCCUACAGACUUCUGCAGUGCCACAAGACUGAUGUAGUUCAGAAAAUGGUGUACAAUAAGUUUGAAUUUAUAACGUGUGUGGUGGAAUUUAUCUCGAGGAAAUACAGGAAAAACAAAAACAUUUUGGGAUUUUGCUAGUGAACAUAAAAAUUAUAAAUGUCUCUGUAAAGUCUGAAUAGCAUGUGUGAUGUUGCACUGGGUGUGACUAUAGCCAGUUUUGAGGAAGUUUUAUAAGAUGAUAAUUAUGAAGGAUGCAUUUUUUCCUUUUGCAAAGUGUAACAGAAAGCUGUUUUAAUGCAUACACUGCUUGUAUGCCACGAUCACUCACUGAAGUGGGAAUCAAACACAAAAUAUGCUUGUUAUUUGUUUCACAUACUUAUUAUCACAGCCUUUGUCCAUGUGGCGGACACGUGCAUUUUUAUUAUAAAAAAUGUUUGGCCUUUAUAUUCAUUGCAGUGUCAAACUCUUAGUCUCCAGACUCUACAAUUCUUUAGCAGUGGUCCUCCUUUCAAUACUUCUUGUAGUUACCUUACCUAAUUUACAGUGACAUCUAGCUUAAAUUCAUUUCCUGAAAUUCAGUAGCUCAAUAGUUUACAGUACAAAGACAAAUGUCUUUAUAUCAGAGUUAUAUUCAUAGAAGAAUACAAGAAAUCUUUAUUAAUGUGAUCUUCAAAGAUAAAGGGUGCUUAGAUCUGUAAUGUGAAGUGUAUGCACUGAACAUACUAAUGUGUUCCUGUACCUGUCAUUAACGGGUAAAAUGUGUGUGCUGCAUUUUCAUUCUGACUGUUGGGUGUCAUCUAUAGUUUUAACUACAGUAAGCACUUAAGGCUUGUUUUGGAUAAGGUCAAUCUUGCAAUUCCAUGGUUUCUUUUGGAAGACGCAUUCUUAUGUACUGAGUGUUUGCUUUUUGUGAAAUAAGUGAAUUAUAAAUCUGCCUGUUGUUUGUGUGUAAGAUGGGAAAUAAAUAGUUGA